UCAUUCUCUCUCUAGAUACCGUGUCAUUUAUAAUCUUCUCCCUCCAGAAUCCAUAGUGUGAUCCCUACAGACAUAUAUGUUGUCAUGAAUUCCUCGGAUUCAGACCAGCAACAUGUUCUUCCCAAUCCAACAACCAACCCCUUCAUAUCAAAAUUCAGAAAGUUUACAUUUUACGCAGUGUCCUUAUUGGUUCUCUUUAUAGCAAUCUCGUUGGGUGUCACAAGAACAAAAUACUAUAAAGUUCACUACUUGAAAUACUCACUCACAUCACCAAACCCAUUUGAUCCAAUCGGGUCACUCUUAUCAUCCCCAAAACCAGUUUCUAUGCCCUCCCAUUGUGUGCUAUGGAUGGCUCCCUUUCUUUCAGGUGGUGGGUAUAGCUCAGAAGGUUGGUCGUAUAUUUUGGCCCUUCAUAGACACAGGAAAAUGCAUACUUUUAGGUUGGCAAUUGAGCACCAUGGUGAUCUAGAAUCUAUGGAUUUUUGGGAGGGUUUGCCACAAGAUAUGAAGGACCUGGCCUAUGAGUUGUACCAAACACAGUGUAGAAUGAAUGAGACCAUUGUAGUUUGCCAUAGUGAACCCGGUGCUUGGUACCCUCCACUGUUCGAAACCUUUCCAUGCCCACCAUCUGUUUAUCAUGAUUUCAAGUCUGUGAUUGGCAGGACUAUGUUCGAGACUGAUAGAGUGAAUGAGGAACAUGUAGAGCGCUGUAAUCGAAUGGAUUAUGUUUGGGUUCCUACAGAGUUUCAUAAAUCUACCUUUGUAGAAAGUGGGGUUGAUCCUUCCAAGGUGGUGAAGAUCGUUCAGCCUAUUGAUGUGAUGUUCUUUGAUCCUGACAAGUACAAGCCAUUGGAUCUUGCUUCUAUAGCAAAGCUGGUUUUAGGUUCUGGUGUGAGGAAGAGUUUUGUGUUUUUAAGUAUCUUCAAGUGGGAGUACAGGAAAGGGUGGGAUGUGUUGUUAAAGUCAUACUUGAAGGAAUUCUCAAAGGAUGAUAUGGUUGCUUUGUACUUAUUAACAAAUCCAUAUCAUACUGACAGGGAUUUUGGGAACAAAAUAUUGGAUUUUGUGGAGAAUUCUGAUAUAAGAGAACCAGUUAGUGGUUGGGCUCCAGUUUAUGUAAUUGAUACACACAUAGCACAAAGUGACUUGCCAAGAGUUUACAGGGCAGCUGAUGCUUUUGUUCUUCCUUCCAGAGGAGAAGGAUGGGGAAGACCUCUGGUGGAAGCUAUGUCAAUGUCAUUGCCAGUGAUUGCUACAAAUUGGUCAGGACAGACAGAAUAUUUGACUGAGGAUAACAGCUAUCCACUACCUGUGGAUAGAAUGAGUGAAGUAAUGGAAGGUCCAUUCAAGGGACAUCUGUGGGCUGAACCUUCUGAGUAUAAACUUCAGGUUCUCAUGAGGCAGGUGAUGGAUAAUCUUACUGAGGCUACAGCCAAAGGCAGAAAGGCAAGGGAGGACAUGAUAAGACGGUUCUCACCUGAGAUUGUGGCAGACAUUGUUGCCGACCACAUACAAAACAUACUAGGGCGAUAAGGACUGAAAAGUUUCUGGUUCUGUUUCUCCACAGCUGUUAUGCACCAAACUCGUUUUGUAAUUUGUAAGUGGACGUAUUGUAGAUUUCUCAAGAAUUGAUUGAGGCCCAACAACUUAACCACUGGAAAAUUUAUAGAAUCAGAUGGGGUAACAUGGUGUCCAAGGAGCUUCAGAUAUAAAUAAAUGUCCAAUACCAGUUUGAUAGCCAUUUGAAAGUAUCUGUGCUUCAUUAGUUAUACCUAUGUAACACGCCAUAAUGGUGGAUCUGGUGCUUCCUGGUCAAAAAGCUAAGCUCAAACCUGAAACAAAAUGUAAAGAAUGGAGAUCUGAUGCUCAAGCCGGACAGACAGCUACAUGAUUGGAGCAUGAGCUGAUUAUGGGUGGCUCAUUUAAUUUUUUUGAGACUGUGAAGGUUUAUUCAAAUUGUGUGUACAGAUUAUGUACAUUGAAUCUUAUCUAUACUGAAGUGCAUUAAGUACAGCUACAUAACCAAUUAA
Molecule: messenger RNA, 2030 nt
Organism: Gastrolobium bilobum
Lineage: Eukaryota; Viridiplantae; Streptophyta; Magnoliopsida; Fabales; Fabaceae
Exons: 2
Coding region: 85-1533 (482 amino acids)
Source: RefSeq, a predicted model, not a curated record